UCUUUCGGGCCGGGUCUUGGCAGUGGGGUCCCAGGCUGCGAGCGAGGGCCGGACGGACGGGAGAAGACGGCGUACGUGCCCUGCGUGAGUGCGUGGCGGCGGCGCCUGCGCGAAGAGUGGGUCGUGUGGCCGGGCCCCCGUGUGUCCCUGCCCGAGACCCCCGCGGCUUGGCGCCCCUCGGCUCCAUGACCCGAAACACCCCACCAUCCGCGCCCCGCCCAGAGCAGCCGGUUCCGUUUGCCCUUCUUGCAGUCCCCGCAGGCCCCAAAGUCCCCGCAGCCUCGGCCGGCGGCCACGCAUCGCCAUGGUGAUUGUGGGCAACUACUGCGAGGCCGAGGGGCCCUUGGGGCCGGCCUGGGUGAAGGGGGGCCUGAGUCCCUGCUUCUUCUUCACGCUUAUGCCCUCGACACUGAUGGCCCUGGGGGCUCUGGCCUUGGUGCUCACCCUUCCCUGCAAGCGCCGGGAGCGGCCAGCUGGCCCCCACGAGCCGUCCUGGAGCGCCGGCCCUCUCGUCGCUCCCUAUGUGCUGCAGCUGCUUUUGGCCACACUUCAGGUGGCACUGCCCCUAGCCGGCCUCGUUGGCCGGGUGGGCACUGCUGGGGCCGCCCCGCUGCCAGGCUACCUACUGCUGGCUUCCAUACUGGGGACUCUGGCCAGCGCCUGUGGCCUGGGGCUGCUCCUGGUGGAACAUAACCAGGCCUGGCAGAAGCUAGCAAUGGGCAUCUGGAUCGAGUUCAGGCACAGCUCGGGUCUCCUGCUCCUCUGGACUGUGGCAUUUACAGCUGAGAACUUGGCCCUUGUGUCUUGGAACAGCCCACAGUGGUGGUGGGCACGGGCAGACUUGGGCCAGCAGGUUCAGUUUAGCCUGUGGGUGCUGCGGUAUGUGGUCUCUGGAGGGCUUUUUAUCCUGGGACUCUGGGCCCCUGGACUUCGUCCCCAGUCCUAUGCCUUGAAGGUUAAUGAAGAGGAUCAAGACGUAGAGAGGAGUGAGGUUCAGUCACCAGAGGCACCACCAAGAUCUACAUGGCAAGACCUUGGCAGGAAGCUCCGCCUACUGAGUGGCUACCUGUGGCCUCGAGGGAGUCCAGUUCUGCAGCUUGUUGUGCUCAUCUGCCUGGGGCUCAUGGGGUUGGAACGGGGACUGAAUGUGUUGGUCCCCAUCUUCUAUAGGGACAUAGUGAACUUAAUGACUGAGAAGGCACCUUGGAGCUCCCUGGCCUGGACCGUCACCACCUAUGUCAUCCUCAAGUUCCUCCAGGGGGGUGGCACUGGCAGUACAGGCUUUGUGAGCAACCUGCGCACGUUCCUGUGGAUCCGGGUACAGCAGUUCACAUCGCGGCAGGUGGAGCUGCGCCUCUUCUCCCACCUGCAUGAGCUCUCCCUGCGCUGGCACCUGGGACGCCGUACCGGGGAGGUGCUACGGAUUGUGGACCGGGGCACAUCCAGUGUCACAGGGUUGCUCAGCUAUCUGGUGUUCAACGUGCUCCCCACGCUGGCUGACAUCACCAUCGGCAUCAUUUACUUCAGCAUGUUCUUCAACGCCUGGUUUGGCCUCAUUGUGUUCCUCUGCAUGAGUCUUUACCUCAUUGUGACCAUUGUGGUCACUGAGUGGAGAACGAAGUUUCGACGUGCUAUGAACACACAGGAGAAUGCUACCCGGGCCCGAGCUGUGGACUCUUUGCUUAACUUUGAGACGGUAAUGAAGGCCUUGGACAGUAACGUGAGGCACGGAGAUGUGAGGCAGCCACGACCAGCGGGGCUGCCAGGGAGCUGCGAGGGGCGGGGCGGGGGGGGGUGGUGCCUUUCCAAAUGA
Molecule: messenger RNA, 1813 nt
Organism: Leptonychotes weddellii (Weddell seal)
Lineage: Eukaryota; Metazoa; Chordata; Mammalia; Carnivora; Phocidae
Source: RefSeq, a predicted model, not a curated record